AUGCAAGUGGAUCGACGAAAAGCGGCCACCAUGCGUGAACGACGUCGUCUGCGCAAAGUGAACGAGGCGUUCGAGACGCUGAAACGUCGCACAUGUGCCAAUCCAAAUCAACGUAUGCCCAAAGUGGAGAUUCUACGAAAUGCGAUUGAUUAUAUCGAAAAUUUGGAAGAAAUGUUACAGCAUAACGGUGUGUUACCGAUUGGUGGAUUGUCUUCUCCAUUCACUGCAGCUUUACCCACCGGGAAUGUGACCAAAGACGGUGUCACAUAUUAUGCCGGCAAUGAGAACCGACUGAGUGCACGUCUUCCACCUGCACCGACUGGAACCCCAUCUGGUUCGUUGGUUGUGGGUGUGGUCUCAGCUACGACGACNGACGACGACUACUACUACUACGACUACGCAACCGCCUGUCCACACGACAACACCAAUUCCCAACACCACCACCCCUGCAGUAGCAUCCACCGUCCCCUCCGCGGAUGCCAACCAAUCCCGUCAGAAUGUGAAAUCCAAAAUUGGGUCCCUAAAAACCGGUCGAAACUCAAAGUCCGAACUGACUAA
Molecule: messenger RNA, 558 nt
Organism: Echinostoma caproni
Lineage: Eukaryota; Metazoa; Platyhelminthes; Trematoda; Plagiorchiida; Echinostomatidae
Source: the annotation of a GenBank genome assembly